AUGGACAUAGAAUCACAACAACAGUCAAUAUCUUUAUACAGCUUUAUAGCCUUAGGAGUUGUUAUAAUCGUGUUGUGUAUAGCUUUGGGUUUAUUAUUAAAUUUUUUUAUUGUUUGUACAAAAAGAAAACGAGCAAAUCAGGGAACUUAUAGUCCCUCAACACAAGAAAUGACUGGAAAUGCCAGAUUUUUUAUUACUACAAAUAAUCAGCAAAAAUUAAAUAAAAAUAAACAAAAAAUCCAAUUAUCUAAAAGAAAAACUUAG
Meloidogyne enterolobii is the source of this 264-nucleotide messenger RNA. The record is from the annotation of a GenBank genome assembly. Lineage: Eukaryota; Metazoa; Nematoda; Chromadorea; Rhabditida; Meloidogynidae.